Molecule: messenger RNA, 1831 nt
Organism: Cataglyphis hispanica
Lineage: Eukaryota; Metazoa; Arthropoda; Insecta; Hymenoptera; Formicidae
Exons: 5
Coding region: 445-1788 (447 amino acids)
Source: RefSeq, a predicted model, not a curated record
UGUUUGCCAAGAGCAUGACGAGAGCUUCGUGAACUUGUCACUCGGUCAGAACGUUUUCUAGUGAAUAGAAUUUUGUGUUUAGUGCUGAGGUGAAUGAGAUUUGCGAAUGAGCAAAUUUAUAAGGAGGAGAUUUAUAAAACUAAAUUCCUGAGGAACAAAUAAGUAGCUAGAAAUCAUUGUCAUUUUCAAAAGUGGAAAAGUGGAUCUCUCUUUAAGUGAAAUUAGUCAACAACUGCAAAUUGCAACUGUUUUAUCAUUCUGUAUUCGUGAAUUAGGGUCAUUGUUGAAAUGACCGCUGAAAAGGGGCGAAGACCGCUACUCACUUAGUAUGCGCCGCAAUCGCUUGCAUUUCGUAUUCAAGAGGGAUCUUUUGCACUCAUCUAGAAGGCAUCUCGUGUCGUGCUUAUUUCUGUUAGUCUUUUUCAACGAUAACUUACGCUCAAAAUGAUGUCUCAUUAUCAAACACGGAAAUAUCAAUUCGGUUGGAUCUUAGUUUUUCUGCUCUCUCUCCUUUUGGUCUCAUCUCACGAAGAAGUGCCUCCGAAUCAUCAGAGUACACCGGAUGCAUCAACUUUGAAGAUAGAGGCCAGAGAAUCCGAGGCAUCGAUAAUUCUGGGAAAGGAUCUCGUUCUCGGUCCACCUUUAUCGACUAGAGCCACGAUAAUCUCUAAUUUCAGCAACUCCGACGACAUUGCGUCGACAAAAAUUAAUUCCCUGGUAGAUUCCACGAGCGUUAAUCGGGUAUAUUUCGGAGAACGUGCCAAAAGUGUUCUCCGGAAACCCAUCGUGCCGAAGAAUGAGACUUCGCGAGGUUCUUAUAUCGUCGACAGCCGUCAUCGAUCCGUCAGCAAAGGCUCGAAGACUGCCUGGAAAAGAGACAGUUAUCUCGAUGCACUAAGACACUCGCGUAACAGCGAAGAUUCGCGAGAAGGGAUCGUGCAGACCGACUCAAAGACGAAUACGAACAGGAGGGAAUAUGUGCAGGGGCCCGUUUACAGGCCGGAAACGGAGUACGGCUCCCCCGAAUCUUCGUAUGCAUCCAAGAAUCCGCGAAUCACACACGGGGGGCCUAGCGAUUCUUAUCCUCAAUCUUUGAAACCGUCAAUGGGCUACAAUGAUAACUACAAUGCUCCGCAAAACUCUUACGGUCCACCGCAGAAUCCGUACGGCCCGCCGCAAGAUGGUCCCUCGUUUUAUCCGCAGACUCCUUCGUACGGACCUCCUGGAAAUUCUUAUUUACCACCGCAACAAGGUGAGAUCAAAGGAUAUGGUUCUUCUAUGCAUUCUUCUAUUCCAACUCCAGUCUACGGCGCUCCUUAUGCACUACCGGAGGUAUCUUACGUUUCUCUUCUGCCGAGCUUCGAUCUAGGAUUGCCAUUUGCUCUCAAACUAAACGCAUUCACCAUUGCAAAAAUCAUAUUGAAAUUAGUGAUUUUCAAGAUGAUUGUGAAAUUUAUUGCAGUAAUUUGUUUGUUACUCUUCAUACCGAAACUUGAGAUAAUCAAGAAAAAGGUCUCUGAUAAAGGUGAAGACGACGAAGAACGUAAUUUAUCAUCGCCUUAUACAAGUUUGGAAACACUAAACAGUCUUGAAGGCGUGGUAAGAAGUUCCGUCGAAAAGUACGAGGCGCAAAACAGUGCUCGUUCAAAUUCGACGGAGAAAUGCACGACAUUUACGUGUCGCAUCACCGAAGCGUUUGCGUUCAACGAAUCUUGGUACGGCUACUUGAAUUUAUUCAACAGCUACGUGGAGGAAGAAAGGCAGCUAACAAGACAGAAAGAGCAGUGAGAAGUUUACAUUAUCAUCGAACUUCAUUGUGUGUCAUCUAUGU